Entrophospora sp. SA101 is the source of this 1200-nucleotide messenger RNA. The record is from the annotation of a GenBank genome assembly. NCBI's taxonomy places the organism in Eukaryota, Fungi, Glomeromycota, Glomeromycetes, Entrophosporales, Entrophosporaceae.
AUGACUAAAGACCAACUCGCCCAAGAAAUUAAGCAAGAAUUUGCCAAAGGAAACUUCAAACCCAGCCAAUUAAAACGCAGUAAAAGCACCGGAGAUAUUCCCCUUACUCCCCCUUUGCCGAAUAUUCCCUUAAAAAAAUCAGCCUCGCAACCAGAAACCCCGCAGACCCUCAGCCCUGAACAAGAAAUCAGCCAACUCCAAAGCCAAAUUAAAUUCCACGCCCAAACUAGCCAAAAUUACCUCCAAUCGCUCCAAGCGGCCCAAGCCAAAAUCACCGAGUUAGAAGAACAGUUAACUGCCAACCAACAAGCCAAAAAUGAUUUAGCCCAGCAAAUCCUCGAACUACGCCUAAAAAACUUAAAAGACUUUGGCGAAUACUACGAGGAAAAGCAAGCUUUAAAAGGCGAACUAGAAGAGAAUAUCCAAGAGGGUGUUCAAGAAAUUCAGAAACUAGAAAACAAGCUCCUCGCCUUAAAUCGCAAAAAACUCACUCUCCAAAGCCAAUUACAGCAAGCGGAAUUGAAGAAUACCCGCUUGGAAUUAAAGGCAAUUGAAAAAAAACCAAAAGCCCACUCACCCCUCUUUAAUUUUCCUUGGGUGCUGCCAGCAAAGUCAGCCAAAAAAAAAGCCGAAUUAGCUAAUUUAAGAGAUAAUACCCGUAAACCCACCAAGUAUCUCCGCAAAGAAAUUGAGUUGUUGGAAAAAAUCCAAACCCUAGAAACGCAAAUAAGCGCCCUCCAAACUAAAGAAACUAACUACCAAGAGCAAAUUCGCCAGAAAGAGCAAGCCCUCCAAAUCGCCAAAAACGCUUUAAAAACUAACCAGGAUAAUUUAAAGGCCACUGAAACUAACCUCAACCAAACUAUCUCUGAACUCAACACCCAGAUUAAUAACUUAAAGCGAACUAGCCAGCAAGAGAAAGAUAAACUAACCCAAGAAUUAGCAGCCUUAAAAACUGCCAAAAUAACCAGCGAAAAAGCCUUAAACCAAACUAUUACCAAUCUCCGAAAAGAGAUUGAAAGCUUAACUAAUACUUCCAAAAAAGAAAAGCAAGGACUUGACCGGAAAAUCAAUCAACUCCAAACUGACUUACAAGCCAAAAAUGAAGCCGAGAAGAGAUUACAAGAGGAGAAAACUCGCUUAGAAGCCCAACUUACUGCUCUCCAAAAGGAAAAAACUGCCACGCAAGAAAACUCUUAA